This is a messenger RNA of Bursaphelenchus okinawaensis, 1607 nucleotides long. The record is from the annotation of a GenBank genome assembly. Lineage: Eukaryota; Metazoa; Nematoda; Chromadorea; Rhabditida; Aphelenchoididae.
AUGCCUAAGCUAAGCCUACUAAACUUAAGCCUAAGACUAAGAAGUCUAGGCCUGCUAAGUCUAAGCUUAAUAAGCCUAAGCCUCCUAAGUCUAAGCAUACUAAGCCUAAGCCUACUAAGCCUAAGCCUACUAAGCCUAAGCCUACUAAGCCUAAGCCUACUAAGCUUAAGUCUACUAAGCGUAAGUUAAAGCCUAAAAAGGCUAAGUUUAAGCCUAAGCUUUAAAAGUCUAAAGAUAAGCUUAAGCGUAAGUCUUGUCCGGCUAAGUUAAAGCCUACUAAACCACAACUGGGGUGAAGCUUUAAGAAAGCUAAUCUAUUUUGUUCACAAAGAAAAAGCAAUAAAAUAUGUCGUAUUUGUUAUGACAUCCGGUCACUGAGCAAUAAAUCAUGACAGUAAAAGUAACAAAUUUAUUGUCACAAUUUCCCGUAAUUAAAUUCGUAAAAACAAGCGGUUUCAGUGACUUUUACUUGAGGUAUUAUUCUAGAUUGUCAUGUUAGAACGACUUUCUGCUGUGUAAAGAAAGUUUUUGCCAUUUCUUGUGCUGUAAAGAAAGUUCUUGUCGUUUUUUAGUUUGUAAAGAAAGUUCUUGCCAUUUUUUGUUUUGUAAAGAAAGUUUUUGCUAUUAUUUGUUUUGUAAAGAAAGUUUUUACCAUUUUUAUAGUGUAAAAUACGACAUCUUUUUGCUUUUAGUAUUUUUUGAUUUUUGCAGCCUGCGGGUGACAUGUUAUACGACGCUUAUACAAUGCGCGAAUUCAAAAUUUAAAAUAAAUUUUUAAAAAUUAAAAUUUUAUUAUUUUCAGGUGCUUUUAUUUUUUUUUAAAUACGUGUAAAAAUCGGGUUUUCAAGACGGCGUGGUUACAACAAACGCGAAGGGCCGUUCAAUCGGCCAUCUCCACCGACUCCGACCACAAUUCAUCGACGAUUCCGGAAGGGGUUGUUCAGGUAACUUUUGAGUUUAAAAUUACAAUAUUUAAGGAUAGUAUGAGUACCUAGGUAGGUUUAGUAGGUAUAGGCUUAGUUUUUGCCAUUUUUUGUUUUGUAAAGAAAGUUCUUGCCAUUUUUUGUUUUGUAAAGAAGGUUCUUGUCUUUUUGCUUUGGAAAGAAAGUUUUUGCAAGUUAUUGUUUUGUAAAGAAAGUUCUUGACAUUUUUAAUUUUGUAAAGAAAGUUCUUGCCAUUUUUUGUUUUGUAAAGAAAGUUUUUGCCAUUUUUUUCAAACAUGUUGCGCUGACGAAGAAGCAGUAAAAUUGCCGUACUCGCAGUUAUUUUUUGGGUCGUUUUACAUCGAGGCAAAUAUUACCAAAGUAAGCAAUAUUACAUAAGAAAAAGUUGCGUAAUACGCUUUCUUGCAAUUUACCUAAAGCUAUGUUGUUAGAUUUGCAUUAUGUAUUAUUAUGUAAUACUAAAGUAAUAAAACAGAUAUCUUUCAGUCGAUCAGUGGUAAACGGUUAUUUAUCCAACAAAAAGCUGGCACGUUACGAACCCAACGCCGUUCCAGUAGCCAAAGCCAAAAGUCAAACUGUUUGCUCAAUGAAUCCGCCAAUCCUUCAUGCUACGUGGAGAACAUUCCAUCAACUUCACAACAAGCAGUAAGUGGCGUUUAUUAG